AUGAAUUCAAACAUUGAUAACAAUAUUAUGUCAUCAAUGAAAACAUUUGGUUCUCCAUUCGACAGUAUUGAUUCUAUAGUUAAUUUUUUACGAGAACCUUCGCCACCCGAAGUAGUUUUAUCAUCAACUACUUCAUCAACAAUAGAUUCUACUAAAGUAAAUCGUGAAUUAAAGUCAACAAAAGGACGAAAAAAGGAAAAAAGACAAGCGAAUGUCAUGAAUGCUACACAAAUAAAUUCAAAGGAACCGAUAGAAAUAUUGCCUUCAGGUCGUGUCAGAUACGGUCCAAUAACUGUUAAUCCUCGUAAACAACCAUCAAAAACAUUAUUUACAGGUCGUCGUUCGAAAUACGAAGUAUUAUCGAAUGAUGAAGAAGAAAGGCGUCGUGUAAGACGUGAACGUAACCGUCUUGCAGCAACGAAAUGUCGUGAAAAACGUGAAAAUGUUUUAGGUAAUCUUGAAAUUGAAUAUCAUAAAGAAGAAAAUAAAUAUAUAAAUAUUUUAAAAACAAUUGAACAAUUAAACGUAAAAAAACAACAUCUUGAAUCUAUGCUUUCAAAUCAUAUAGUAAAUUGUCAAUUACAACAAAUCAAUUCAACAACAACACCAUCACAACAACAACCACCAAUGGUUUUUGGUGAUAUAAACUUUCUUUCAUCAAUUGUUGAAACAUCACCACCACCACUUCGUUCUAAUCAAUUACAAAAUAUUCAAAAUGAUGAAGAAGAUAUUAAUAAUUUUCUUCAACCAGCAUCUUUAUUAACAAAUUCAGCUUAUAACGAUAAUCAAUCAAAUUAUUUAUUAAAUUCUGAACAACAAUCUCAACAACAAACAAUAACAAUGACUUCAAGUAGUCUCGAUCGGCUUAUGAAUGGUCUAAAUACGCCAGCACCAUAUAUUGAUAAUAAUAAUAAUACUUGUUCAGGUUUAUUCAAUUCAGCAUUUGGAUCAUCAACUUGUGCUCAACAACAUUCAAGUUCAAGUGAAGAUGAGUCAUUACCACCAGCUCAUAAAAAUCCUUUUGUAUGUUAA
This is a messenger RNA of Rotaria sp. Silwood2, 1032 nucleotides long. The record is from the annotation of a GenBank genome assembly. NCBI's taxonomy places the organism in Eukaryota, Metazoa, Rotifera, Eurotatoria, Philodinida, Philodinidae.